Fusarium subglutinans is the source of this 1869-nucleotide messenger RNA. RefSeq lists its product as uncharacterized. The transcript has 4 exons. Lineage: Eukaryota; Fungi; Ascomycota; Sordariomycetes; Hypocreales; Nectriaceae. The record is from RefSeq and is a predicted model, not a curated record. Bases 1 to 1869 code for a protein of 622 amino acids.
AUGGAGCCAGUCGAAGGUCAGGGAAGCCCCCCUAAAGUCCUUGACAGACUCUUCAAAACUACAAAAACUUCCACUAUCCCCCAUCUCACAGAACUUCGCAAGGCCCUUGGCUACGGCAACCCAGGCCAGGAACAGGACAUCGCCUUUAAAAGGGCUAUCAGAGCCCAGAUCGAGUCCUUUGUAUCUCCUAGCACCAAACUACCUGCAUACAAACUCACCAAGUGGAGGUUGCCUCUUCACCAAAGAGGGCUCCAAGAGGUCACCAAAGACUUUCUCGAUACCAAGGGAAAGGGGCCUGAGUUCUGGCCUGCGAGGGAUAACUCUGUUAAUACAAGGUGUCUCGAGUAUUCUAAAGACUCUUCUCGGAUACGUCGUCUCAUGAUCAAAGUAUUUUGGCGUGCAGCCCGAGAGUACAAACGAAACAAGCCCUCAACUUCUACCACUACCAAGCUGCCAUCACAGCCCGGCAAUAGAGACACUUCACCAUUAAAGCCCCCGGACACACCGAGCGACGACAAACACCAAGUCCUCAACAACUCGCAUAUUCUCAAAGGCCAGAGUAUCGACAACCCUAUAGAUGUUGAGAGCAUGCAAUCCAGAACCAACACAUCAGGGCCGUCCACAGACGAUCACUUUACAAGCCUUAUGACUUUCAAUUUAUAUCUUCCCCAACAACGACGGGAGACGCCAGAGGAGAGCUCGAGCUCUGAGCCCUUUUCGUCUUCUCAAUUAUUCCCUUACACAGAGGGAACUAUGAUGCCUAUUCGCGAAGAAGCAGAGAGUGCGUCUGGGACAGACCUGUACGAAGUGCCUCUAAGCCCUCCAAGGGCCACUGAAAGUGUUGGUGCACAGCUUAAUGGCAAGCGCCCGGUCGAGCCAGACUCCAAUGACAGCAGCCGUCAGGCCAAAGUCCUGAGACAAGACCCGAGCACGUCUGCGAAAUCGAUACCCCAGCCUCCAAAGAGCACUCGAGGUGGUAGAAAGACACAGAGUCUCCCUCCCCUCCGAAGCUCUCAACGGAAGAGAAAGCAAGUUCAUCAACCGGGGGCUGCUACAGAAGAACAGAUUCAAGCUGCUGAACAUCCAACCCCUUCACCUCCCCCAGCUGUAGUUGGACCUCAGCAUGGGAGUAUUGCGAGCCAGAGCGAACAGCCCUCAACCACCGCUAAUGAUUCCACCCCAAGAACUUCAGCUGGGGGGACACAAGGCCAGUCUCCAAACGAAGCUAUCAGAGCAGAGUUGGCCCGCCAGGCUGAAAGGCAGACUACAGAGGCAGCCAUAGCAGCGGGUGUAGACCGACAACUAGAUGCCCGCGGCACGUCUACCACUGGCCUCUCCGCCAAAGCUCAAGGAAAGCUACCUGAGGUGCCGGUCAGGCAGAGCCCAACGGUCCAAGCUGGGCCAAGUCGGGAGCGGGAGCGGGAGCGGGAGCGGGAGGCGGAGUCUACAGCGAGACCAGAGGCCAGUACAGCGAGACAACCAGGCGGCCUCUCUGGGAACCUGGAGCCUGAAGACACACAGCGACAAGUACCGAAUGGACAUGAAAUAGCCAUCGUCAUCAGAUCCGAUAUCGCUAAUGGCGUCGACUUUAUGUCCUGGAAACCGUCAUCUUUCUUGUUCGACAUGUCUCUUGCGGCUGUGGCUGGCGAGUUGGGGUUGAGGCACGGCCGAACCCUUCACAUGUCUCUUAGAGGCCGAUUGUCCAACUUGUGUGAAAAAUUCGAGGAUGGCGACGAAGACGGAUUUGAAUCCUUCAAAGAUGAGUGCCUGGGAGUUAUUAUGCAGCGACAUUCUGGGGCUGCAUCUACUCCAGUAUUGCAGAGACAACAGUUUAGGAUUUACUUUUCGGAUAAGCCCAUUUCUAUCUGA